Paralichthys olivaceus (Japanese flounder) is the source of this 2663-nucleotide messenger RNA. RefSeq names its product phospholipase A2, group XIIB (gene pla2g12b). NCBI's taxonomy places the organism in Eukaryota, Metazoa, Chordata, Actinopteri, Pleuronectiformes, Paralichthyidae. Gene Ontology annotation, molecular function: calcium ion binding; A2-type glycerophospholipase activity. Gene Ontology annotation, cellular component: extracellular region. The record is from RefSeq and is a predicted model, not a curated record. Gene Ontology annotation, biological process: arachidonate secretion; lipid catabolic process; phospholipid metabolic process.
UAUAAAAAAUGUUUGCUCCAGGAUCGUGUCAUUAAACUUCAAUUAUAGCUUUGUGGAUAAAAAUGCAUCAAUUGAAUGUGAUAGGGAAUCACAGGGAAUGAGUAGAUUAGAAGAAUAAGAGAAUAAGAGUUCUUAGGAUUGAUAAUGGGGUGACCUUUGCCCCUGACGUGAUAGAGUGCCUCGCUGUCUGCUGGGACCUAAUCACAGGUCAAAGUCUGCUCUCUGGCUGACAGAGACACCAGUGGCACAGUGUGUUUUUGUCCCUCACUGUUUAACAACACCUCGUCCUGCGUGGAGCUUCCUCUGCCUGGAUUGCCACCACUUUAACACCAUGCUGCUUCGAAAUCUGGCCCUGCUCCUCCUCUGCGUGUCUGUUGCCAUGUGUGCCACUUUAGGCCACUACCAGGCUCAAGCAAAGGAGGUGGAGGAGGAGAAGACAGUGGAGGAGGAGGAGGCCCCUGUUGUAAAUCCAGCAGCUCUUAGUGAUGGUGCUGUUGCAGCUGCCUCUGUGGAUGCAGCUGGAGAAGAUGUAACUGCUGCUCCAGUGGAACAGGAGGAUGAUGCUCCUGCAGCUGAGAAGGCAGAAGAAAUACUGGCAGUGGAUCAACCAGCAGCUGACAACAAUGAAGUGGAUGUCCUCGUAGCAGAUGGUGCCGCUGCUGAAGAGCCGGGGGCAGACAGUGACGUACCUGCCGGAGACUCCAAUGCUGUGGAGACCCUCGCUGAGGAGGCCCUUGUUGAGCAGACCCUCACUGAGGAGACCUUCGCUGAAGAGGCCCUCGUUGAGGAGAGCCUCCCUGAGAAGACCCCCACUGAGGAGGCCCUUGUUAAGGAGACCCUCCCUGAGGAGACCCUCGUUGAGGAGGCCCUCGCUGAGGAAGCUGUCACCCAGAAGCUACCUUCCCCUGAGGAAGAGGGGAAUGAGAUCACACCGGUCGAGACAAAACGCUCCCUGGACACACCCUCAGCUAAUGAAGAUAAAAGCAGUUGGGGCCUCCACUCGAUUAGGAAUAGUUUCCAGACGAUGCACGGAUACUUUGAUUCCCUGGUGGAGCUGGUGGGGGGUCAAGAUGGUGUGUGCCAGUACCGCUGCAGAUAUGGAGAAACUCCUCGGCCUCGCGCCGGCUACCAGCUCCCGGAGCCCAAUGGCUGCAGCUCGUCUCUGGUGGGAUUCCAGGUGAAUGAAGCUCUCGACCUCGGGGUCCCUGUCAUGACAAAAUGCUGUGACCAGCUCGACAUGUGCUACGACACUUGCGGCACGAGCAAGAACGACUGUGAUGCUGUGUUUCGCUCGUGUCUGCUCGACAUCUGCUCUGACCUCAGGAAGAGCCUGGGCUUUGUGUCGCAGGUACAAGCCUGUGACUCCAUGGCAGACGUCCUUCACAAAACAGUGGGGACUCUGGGCUGCAGGCCUUACAUGAACAGCCAGAGGGCAGCGUGCGUCUGCGGGGACGAGGAGAGGGAUGAACUGUGAUACAGAAAACUAUAGACGACCCCUGCAUGAACACUAUCACGAGCAAAUAACCAGUCUCAUUAGCCGCAGAUUAUUCUGAGUAUUUAUAGGUUUCUUUGUCAAAGAGGAGAUAUUUCUCAUGAGUCAGAGUUUUAUAAAAAAGACAUACAUGGAAAAUGCAGAUGAACAGUUUCUUGGGUUUUAUUCAUAGAAAUUACGAACAAAUAUUAAGUGUCUGGUUGUGACUUUUAGAAUCUUAAUGAAUCACUCAUGCAUAUUACACUCUCCACUCUUUUCUUUUUCAUUUUUAGGCCAUGUUUUGGCCCCUAUGACUCCAUUACCAUAAAUUACUCCAAACUAAUUUCCUGAUGGGGAGGAUAUUGCAGUUGGAUUAAUAUGGUCUAGACAGAAAGACACAGGAUCAUUAUUAUGGCACAUGUGUUUCAGUGUUUGCUGCUAUUUGACGUUUAUUAGACUAGUUUGCUCAAACCUCAAAUCUGCAUCAGAUAAAAUGUGAUGCCUAUUACAGCUAUACUGUGUUAAUGUUAGGUGUAAGUUAUUUGUAUGUUAUUUGUUAUUUUGUAUGGAUAAAUACACGACUAAUUGCAGAUUAACUGACUUGAUUAAUUCUAGAUUAACUGUCAGAGUGAUGAAGCAGGGAUGUGCAUAAUUUCCAGGCACGGCGCUCCGACAUCUCUUUUCCACCAUGCUGUAAUGUGUGACAUGCUCCCCGGCCAUUGAUUAUACCGAGCAUAUGAGUCAAGAAAAAAAAAAGAAGCAUCUGCAGAUGUAUCACAUGUAUUUUUCCAAGUCAGUGAUGAUGUGAAAUAUAAACCAUUUUCAUAAAUCCACCAAAUCUUUAAGCCAUAAUCAAGCCUGAGAAAGUGUGACCCAGAAAAACAUCCCUCAUGCUGCAGUUGUUACAAAUGAACUGUGGCCCCUCAGAAUGAUUUCUAAUAGAAAUGCCAUUCAUUCUAAUGUCAGUAAAUUGUGCUGCCAGGCAAAGUGGAUGAGACUCACACACUCAGAUGCAUUAAAGAGAAAUUGAGUAAUCCAAAGUGAUGUGAGGGACACCGGAGGUGGAGAAGAGAGGAGUGUGUAUAUCUGCAUGUAUAUGUGUAUACGUGGGAUUUUAAAUGAGAUACUCAGCGUCUGUGUAUAUACCUACAUUUGUUUGGUGCUGUAAAUACCAAAUAAAAUUAAAUGUGAA